Molecule: messenger RNA, 3755 nt
Organism: Drosophila sulfurigaster albostrigata
Lineage: Eukaryota; Metazoa; Arthropoda; Insecta; Diptera; Drosophilidae
Product: RNA polymerase II-associated protein 1
Exons: 14
Coding region: 82-3690 (1202 amino acids)
Biological process (GO): transcription by RNA polymerase II
Cellular component (GO): nucleus
Source: RefSeq, a predicted model, not a curated record
GUAUUUCUACCAGCUGUUUUGCGCGUUGUGCCAAGCGGCAUUUCAUUUAUUUUUGUUUAUAUUUUAAAAAAGCGCUGCACAAUGUUUAAUAAACUUAAACCAGGCGAAAGUGAAGAGGAUGUGCUGCGCAUGGCUGCAGAGUUUAAUGCCGAGCGCCAGAAGAACCCAAAUUUCCAGCCAGCAGCAACAGUUGUUCGAGUGGAAAAACCUGUGGGAAAAUCAUUGUUUGCACAAAAGCGAGAGCUAAACAAACUUAAUAAUAAAAGCAGUUUAAGUGAUGUCAAGUCAAAUACAGAGCAACAAAAUGUCCGAGAAGCAACAGUUGAUGCCGGGAAGCAGAAAUUUUUGCUCGAUGAAAUACAUGAAAAUAUGUUAGGAGACAUUCGUGGCACCAAAAUUAAUCACAAUCUGAUAGACAAUGUUCUUGGCGAAAUUGUGGAGCGAAAAGAGGGUGGGAUACGUCCACCAAUUGAAUUCCAGCAGCCGAAGCAAGAGAGCGGCAAAAGUCUUUUUGCUCGAAAGUUUAUGGCAAAGGAAUCUGCUGGAAAUACAAAUAGUCCCCCAAAACCACCAGCGAUUGACAAUCCAAGUGAGACAACCGCUGGCUACAGCGCUAUAGUCCAGGAUCCAAAACUUACUCAGGAAAUCCACGCGGAAAACUUGAAUCUACUCAAUCAAAUGCGUGAAGAAGACAUUUUGGCGGAGCAGCAAAAGUUGCUGAAUUCUUUGGAUCCGGCGCUGAUAAAGCUUCUUGCGCAAAAACGUGAAAAACAAAAGAAUCGAUUAGCUACUCCGAAGACUCCUAAAGUCGAACUUAUUGAGCCACAAGAGCUGCCAACGUCGAGUAAUGAAGCCCUAUCUGAAGAUAAUCCUGCACAGCAGCUUCUACAACAAAGUGAUGAAGGAAAUUGGCUUAAUUUUAAUUUAAUUGAAGAGCACAAGCUCGCAUGGAUGCGUGAUAUACCCGCCAAGAUGGCCCAGCUUAAGCCAGGAGAACAGUUCAAUGCACGCUUCGAUUGGAAAGGUGUGUUGUUGCCACACAACACAGAGGAAAUGCCACAAAAUGUGGACGAACGUGAAUUAUACUUACAUGGGGAGGAACCCGAUCGACCAGGAUAUUCACUGCAAGAACUCUUUCGCUUGGCGCGUUCAACAGUGUUGCAGCAACGUAUUUCAGCUUUUGGUUCCAUCGCUGGUAUCUUGAGCAUCUACAAUCAGGGUUUCUAUGAUCAGGUUUUAUCGCUACCAGUUUCCAAAAUAUUCUUUCUGCUGCGUUUUGGAUUAGAUGACAAUGCACCUGCUCAGCUGGAGGUUGUGAGCCGAGCACUGGCUCGUCUUUUCUACAACGAAACGGAUGAAGUGCUGCUGGAUCACAUAUAUGAGAAUGCCUAUUGUCAUUGGCAGCCAACGCUGCAGGUAUUGGUAGACAACGAUGAGAGUGGAGAUUCCACAUCCUUUGCCUUCUUGCAACGUUACAUGGCACUAUUGCGCACGAAUUCAAAAGCUUUUAAUGCAGAUGUGGAGGAGGAGACGGAUACUCGCCUGUCAAUGGAUGAUUUUCAGUUGGCUGAAACAGAUUUAAUGAGCUGCUUGCUGCGCACAAAUAUUUUACAGCGUAUCUGUUUUAUAUUGCGCUCAGUGAAGCCUGAAAAUAGCACUGUCGAAUCCUGUUUAAAGGUGCUCAUACGUAUAGCUCGCACUAAUGUGCAAACAGCCAAGCAAGUCGUAGAAGAACACGAUCUUAUAAACGUGAUACUUACUAACUUUUUGCCUCAAAUAACGCCAGCAAGUGCAACCAGCACUUUAUUCUAUGGACAACCUCAGUAUCUGGCCCUCAAAUUAAUUCGCGUGCUGAUUUGCCAGCACUUGGACAUUGCCAAACAAUUGGCAACGGAAACGUUCAUCGAAAGCUUGAAACACUUUUUAUUUUAUCGUGAUGACAUUAAGGGUAAAUUAAUACGCGUUCAAAUUGAGGCGUUGCGCAUCGUACGUUGUCUGCUGUUAUUGGGAGUUCUGGAUCGAGACUUGUUCAAGCAAUUGUUGCCGGCGCUCAGGCAGAUGCUCGACUGGCACUAUAAUCAUUGCGUUUUCGAUGUGGGCGGUCCGGCAUUGAUUCGUCAGCACGCAGCUGCCCUGCUUGUUGCCAUUGUGGCCAGCGGCGAGAGCGGCGUUUGCGACAUUGAGGCACAGAAGCUGUUGCUGGAGCCAUUGCAUAACUGCUGCUGCAGCUGGACGCACAGGGCGACGCGUGCCAAUGCCCUAAAGGAUUACACACAGUUGACGCUGCUAAGUGCUGUGCUCUAUGCUGUUAACUGGUUUGCCCGACAUGGUUAUCUAGGUGCGACAUCCUUUCGACAGUUUCUGCAUAAUAUUCUGCCGGAUUUUGUGAGAUCUGCAGGCUUUAUUGCCUGCGUGCAGCAGCUGACCCGCGGGUCUAUAAUUUUACGUCGCUUCAGCGAUCGACGCAAUUCGCAUGCUCCGUUGCCAAAUGUGGGCGCUGUCUUAAUGCACGACUUGGGGCCACAGUUGGUCGUCAGCGAUACGUAUCCGGUGCAGUUGUUAAGUAACCUCUGGGCAUUUGUCGAGACUCCGCUAGAGGAUGGUCAAAAACAGCUGCUGCAGGCUCUUAUGCAGCCUGCUGUGCUGGAGCCGUUGGGUGAAUACCUGAAGGAGUUGAGUCAGCAUUUGAAUCGCUUCCUGGCCAGCAAUUUUUUUGCUCGCAGCGAACUAAAAUUGGUGCAUCAACUACUCAGUACUGAUGGCAUUGAAACAUAUCUAACGAAUACGCAGCUACUGCAGCUUGUCUAUAGCUAUCUGUGCUGUUUGUCGACUGCUCAAGCCAGGCAAAUGAAGAGCAUAUUUGAGAGGUACAUCUUCAGUGACAAGUACGUUCAGUUGGAUGAAAAGUCUUUGGAGCUGCUGCAAACUUCCUGCAUGGAAAUUGUGUACACGCACUUUAUAGCAGACAACAAAGAACCCAAUUUGACAUUGUGCUACACUCAGGCACCAGUUUUGCCGUCAGAUUGGCCUUAUUUUCAACUGCGUCUUAUACUCAACAACUACUUGCAAAAUGUGCAACAGCAUCCGGCUGUCAUCUACUCAGAGAAUCAAGUAGUACGCAUGACCUUGACGUUUGUGGAGCAGCUGGAGCAGCAGGGACUGCAAAUUGUCUCACCACUGGAGAAGCUUAUGUACUUGAUGAUAUCUUUCAUGGGUCCCGACAGUCAGUUCUUGGAUCCGGAGUUGCACAAGCUCUUGCAUGGUCAACUGCUUCAGUUUUACGCUCAAAACGCAACACACACUUUCAAUUUUGAGGCCACGCACGAGGACAAGGGCAACUUUGAGCCGCUUUACUAUCUGUUUGUUAAUCACUUUGAAGCAGCCAGCUAUGGUGACGAGCUCUUCAGUUCCCUGGUGUUGCUCCCAUUGGCCCAGAAGUACGAUAACAAGUGGCGGCGACGUAUUUGGUCAGAGCACGUCCAGGCAAUGCGUUUCUUGAACUGCGACGAGAGUUUGUUGAUUGGCGGUCUGGCUGCCUAUCUAGAGCCCGUAGAGCAGGAGCCAUCGCUGGUGCAGCUUUACGGCGAUGCAUUGCAGCAAAAGCUAGUGCGACCUGGCAGCAUUGCUCACAAGAUUGCGCGACAUCAUUUUAACAACUCGACGGCAAUUAAAAAGACAACAUCAUUUUGAAAACAUGAAGAUUGGAGUUUGUGCUUGUGAUAUCACUUGUAAUUAAGUCAAAAUAAAUAUGUUUA